Molecule: messenger RNA, 772 nt
Organism: Ectocarpus siliculosus
Lineage: Eukaryota; Phaeophyceae; Ectocarpales; Ectocarpaceae
Source: the annotation of a GenBank genome assembly
GCUACCGCAAUCGCGCUUCUUCGGAGCGCAUCCGCAUUCGUGCCUACGUCGGGACCUGUUGCUGCUAUGUCCCGCGUUGGCUCGACCACCAGCGCCGCUCACCGUAGCGUCCAUCGGUCGUCAGCAUUGAACAUGCAGUUCUGGAAGCCGCCGGCAACGUCGAAGCACACCCGACUGGCGAAGGAGCCUGCUCUCGACAAGUGCAAGCCAGACGCCGACUGGAAGGAGCAACUUCAGCAGAACACUUACCAGGUUCUUCGUGGCAAGGCGACGGAGCCCGCGGGGGUCCGAAAAGCAAGUGGAGGCUUCGACGACGUGUUCGACAAGGGGACGUACGUGUGUGCGGGCUGUCGGACUCCUCUUUACGAGGACAGCCACAAGUUUGACUGCGGGUGCGGCUGGCCGGGCUUUUGGACAAACAUCCAGGACGCUGUUUACGAAGAGAAGGACGCAGACGGAAGGCGGUGCGAGAUCCUCUGCUCCGGCUGCGGAGGGCACUUGGGGCACGUUUUCCGUGGAGAGGGGUUUGGCAACCCGGAACCAAACGAGCGGCACUGCGUGAACUCGGUCUCGCUGGCUUUCAUCCCGGAAGGCAAAACGGACGGCCCCGACGCUGUGGAGUGCACCUAUACGGGACGGGUUUUCGGCGGGACUGCAUGAAUUUAGAUUUGACGGUCACCAAGCGUGUGACAGGUGGACGGACAAGGAAGCACGAGUAUUGUGUGCUGUUCACACUGUGCCUCUCUCUGUGCCUCUCUCGAGCUCUCGUGCU